Molecule: messenger RNA, 582 nt
Organism: Penicillium diatomitis
Lineage: Eukaryota; Fungi; Ascomycota; Eurotiomycetes; Eurotiales; Aspergillaceae
Exons: 1
Coding region: 1-582 (193 amino acids)
Source: RefSeq, a predicted model, not a curated record
AUGCCGGCACAUUACAGUGAGCAGGGCUCGGGACCAGCGUUGAAUGCGGUGACGGACCGUAUACGCCGGGAGUACUUUGAGCCAUCUCGCAAGAGACUGCAAUCCACUCUUGAGUUGCUUCAAUCGUAUCAGUAUGUCUCGUUCCUUGCACCUUUUGUUGCACCGCUGGUGGGCCUUUUCGAGGUGCCUCUCGUGAGCGAUGUUCAGGUCGAAAAUUUGCACUAUAACUUCAGCACUCCCCAACCGAAUCUUUUGAAAGCCUCGACGGGCCGAACGAGCCCUGUGCAAUGGGCAGACAUCGCCCGUCUGCAUUCAUAUGACCCGGUCCCUCAAGAAGAUGGGAGCUAUCAUAUUCACAUUCCAGGAGACAAGGCGGUAGUAAAGCCGUCAAAAUUCGAUCAUGACAUGUUGAUCAGCACGAUUCCUCGCCAAAUGAUCGAUCCAAUGUCAUACGCAAGCGACGUGAGCGCAGAGAUCGAUGUCAUCCGGCUCGCCAUGGCUCAGUUAGCACUGUGGAAAGAUCUAGCGUCCCAAUAUUUGUUCUUACUCCACCGUGGACUUUUACUGGAUAAACCGAGCUGA